GUGAAAAGUCGGGCGUUGAUGGGCAAUCGGCCACUUUCGACAGGCUGACCCGGUAUAUACCAGACACUAAAACGAGUCGUUCGAAAAGAGUCGUUCGUUCAGUGUCGCCCAUCACUGCCACCGGAACGGAGCGGAAGAUGGCGAAGGUUCGGGGUGUGCAGAUGUACCACCGGGGCUGAUGCAGGGGAGGAGGAAGUGGAACAUAGACAUUUUGAGUCCACGUAAAAUCACGUCUGAAAAACAGCGAUUAUAAUGUCCCGUUCCUCUGAUGGUGAGGAUGGAUACUUUGUUGCCAUGGAUACUGAGGAAGAUGUUGCAGAGUCUAUUGGGGUAACAGAAGAAGUGAUGGCUAAGAUGGGGUUCAGCAGGCAAGAGAAGGAUGUGGAAAGUGGUGCCAAAUGGGGGAGAACAAUGAUGGAGUUGCCAGAGGAAGUUGUAGAAUACAUUCUGUCAUUCCUUUCACCUUACCAGGAGCACAAGACUGCUGCACUUGUGUGUAAGCAGUGGUAUCGCCUCAUCAAAGGUGUUGCUUAUCAAUGCUACCAUGGUUUCCUGAGGGCUGUCCAGGAGGGAAAUAUUCAGUGGGAAAGUCGCACAUAUCCUUAUCCAGGAACACCGAUCACCCAACGCUUUUCACACAGUGCAUGUUAUUAUGACUCAAACCAGUCCAUGUAUGUGUUUGGGGGUUGCACUCAGAGUAGCUGCAACGCUGCCUUCAAUGAUCUUUGGAGACUUGACUUGAACAGCAAGGAGUGGAUUCGACCUUUAGCCUCAGGAUCUUAUCCCUCCCCUAAAGCUGGAGCCACUCUAGUUAUGUACAAAGACCUGCUGGUGCUGUUUGGGGGCUGGACCCGCCCGAGCCCUUAUCCACUGCAUCAGCCAGAGAGGUUCUUUGACGAAAUCCAUACAUACUCCCCCUCAAAGAACUGGUGGAACUGCAUAGUAACGACUCAUGGACCUCCACCAAUGGCUGGCCAUUCUUCCUCCGUUAUUCGCAACACCAUGGUGGUGUUUGGUGGAUCGCUGGGGGCACGCCAAAUGAGUAACGAGGUCUGGGUUCUGGAUCUUGAACAGUGGUCCUGGUCCAAACCUCCCAUAUCUGGUCCGUCCCCACACCCACGAGGGGGCCAGUCUCAAAUCGUGAUUGAUAAUGACACCUUGCUUAUCUUGGGAGGCUGUGGCGGACCCAAUGCACUCCUGAAGGAUGCCUGGCUACUUCACAUGGGUGUUCUACCUUGGACAUGGCAGCAGCUUCAAGUGGAGAACGAUGACCACGGGGCCCCUGAACUGUGGUGUCAUCCAGCUUGUAGGGUUGGCCAGUGUGUGGUGGUCUUCUCACAGGCUCCCUCUGGCCGUGCGCCACUGAGCCCAAGUCUAAACUCACGGCCCUCCCCCAUAAGUGCCACUCCUGCUCCACUGGGCCCUGAACCGCCUUCCUUGCGCUCCCAGUCUCCUGUACGGAGUGGGGCUGCUGGUGUGGUCUUGGGAGCCAUUGAGGAGGCACCCUGUGUAAACGGCCGAUGGGGUACCCUGAGACCCCGACCUUCAGCCAGAGGAAGUGCUAGAGAUGGGAGCCCAUCUUCCUCCCAACAGCCUUCCCCUUCACAGGGGCCAGAUAGCCCACCUGUCCCUCCACUGCCUCCAUUACUAAACGGAUCCUCCCCGUCACCCCGAACCAGCCCAGCCCAAGCUGCAUCUCCGCCCUCUCGUCCCCACCAGCCUUCCUCCUCAGACAAUGGCUGGGAGUCUCCUCCAUCCUCUACACACCACCAUGAGGUGUCCGCCACUAACGGCCUGCACACGCCUCCCACCAGUUGCCCAUGCACUCCACCAGGAGCGGUAUCCCCUGCUGCAUUGCGGAGGGGGUUGGAGGCAGUGAAAAAUCUAUCUUCUUCAUCCCUGUCGUCUUCAUCGUCCUCAUCUUCCUUUCAGACACAGGGACCUACUCCGGGGACAGGAAGUAGCGGAGCUGGGCCAGCACCCGCUGGAACGCCACCUUCAUCCUCCUCAAGUCCACCACAUGUUCCCGGGGUUGACGGACACGCUAUUCCACCCAUUGCACGGCGUCUUGGCCACCACCCACCUCAGAGCCUGAACGUUGGGAAGCCACUUUACCAGUCACUCAACUGCAAGCCCAUGCAGAUGUAUGUUCUGGAUGUGUCUCGGGCAAAAAGUGCUGGCAUGGUGUCCUGGAGAGUGCACGGAAACGGAACCCCUGCUGCUGUCACUGGGCCGCCUGAGACCAGCCUUCACACGGUAGUGCAAGGAAGAGGAGAACUCAUUAUUUUCGGGGGGCUAAUGGACAAGAAACAGAAUGUGAAGUACUACCCUAAAACCAACGCCUUGUACUUUGUCCGAGCUAAAAGGUAAUGCAGUGGGAACCAGGAAUAGAACGACGGACACUGGACCCUGUGAUCACACACGGGAACUGACACACAAGGCCUUUUUCCUGUAGAAAGGAUUAUGGGAAAAGAACAUAAUCAUUAUUAGAUGUUUCACUUUCGAUUUACACCGCUGACCCUUGCCUACUGCAAGCAUUCAAGUGACAUACAGUUUAGCUACACUUUGAUAACAGCAUUUGGUUGACUGAGUGUGUUGACGGUGUGUAUAUGUGUGUGCACGAACGCGGGUCUGUGUGUGUGUGUGUGUGUGUGUGUGUAUCCGUUUGAGUGUUGGUGUGCAGUGGUUUGAGACGAAAGUGCUUUUCCAUUGUUUCCAGAUGGUGUUCCACCAUAUACGAGGAUGUUUCCGUUUUCCUGUAUCUCCCCGCUUAAAGGGUAUCGAGAGAAGUGCUGGAGGACUGGACGAAGGACACUCCAGAGGGGCACUCGACGACUACCUUUGCUUUUUUUAUCACUCUCUAAGCCUGCAUUGUUUACAUUGAAGACGUUUGAGUGUGCGUGCGUGUGUGUGUUACGUGGGCAUGGUGGUUGUUUAAAGUUGUUUGACUAAUGUCUUGGGGCGGGGCAUGGCAGGUGAGGGAUGUUGUAUUGUACUAUAAACAUCGUUCAACAAUAAAGGCCUCCAUGUCUUACCUGUCAUACAAUUUGGGGUCCAUUUCAGAUGUCGUUUUUGUUGUUGCGUAACGCUUCUCACAGUAUUUGCAGUUCGGUAUGGCGUGUAUUCAGAACUCGGCCUGUUUGAGGUGGUGGUCAGCUGGAGUAAUACGGACGAGGCUUUGAUGGUCUAAUUCUGAAGGACAUCGUCCUCUGGUGGCUCCUUGUGCGGUACAGCAUAUGAGGAAUAUUGAGUAGAUGAACAACCACAUCAAGAGAUGGCCCAACAUUUUCAAUUCCAACCACAGCAUGCGUUUGUAUUAGAAUGGUGCCUAGCAAUGAUCUUUUUUUCAUCCAUCCAUCCAUUCAAACCACUUAUCCUGCCCUCAGGGUAGCUGGGAUGGUGGAGCCUAUCGGCCUCUCCAGGUUGUCUACUCGCCUGCUGAGACACACCGGGAUUAAAAUAUAAACACCACACUAACAC
Messenger RNA from Lampris incognitus (smalleye Pacific opah), 3480 nucleotides. It is a transcript of the gene fbxo42, whose product is annotated as F-box protein 42. The transcript has 10 exons. Gene Ontology annotation, molecular function: protein binding. Bases 253 to 2370 code for a protein of 705 amino acids. Lineage: Eukaryota; Metazoa; Chordata; Actinopteri; Lampriformes; Lampridae. The record is from RefSeq and is a predicted model, not a curated record.